AUGCUGGAAACAAUGACAGAAAAACUGCUAAGACUCGUAAAAAACAAUAUAGUCUGCAAAAUACCAAAUAGAUCGUACAUAAGAUUGAAUGGAAGCGAUACCGAACACUUCUUACAAGGUAUAACGACCAACAAUCUUACUAAAUUAAUCCAAGAAACACCAAUUGCUAAUAAAUACCCGGCAAUAUCAAGUUUAUUUUUGACACCACAUGGCAAAAUCGUUGCUGAUUGUUUCAUCAUCAAAAUGCAAUCAGGGUACUUAAUAGAUGUGGGUAAUAGAAGUUAUCAGGAUUUAAUUGAUUUAUUUAAGAGGCGGAAGUUAUCAUCUAAUGUAUCAAUCACCCCUAUCAUCCGCAAUAUAUACCAAUUUUUACCUCCACUUAUCGCAACAACUUCACCAAAUGAACAAAAAAUAACGACUACAAAUGAUUUGUUUCCCCAAAUCAGCAAUGAAUACUACCAAGAUCCUAGACACUGGAAACUCGGAUUAAGAAUACUCUCGCAAAAUGAUGAUAUACAAGGCAUAGAGCGUGAAAAUUACGAUUUCGAGAACCAUAAUUUCUACAAAAUACUACUUAGAUACCUAGAAUUAAUAGAAGAUGUAGGAUAUGCCUAUGGCAAAAGACUGGUGCCACAAGACAUAAACUUGGAUAAUGAAUUAUAUAUAUCACGGACAAAGGGAUGCUAUACAGGCCAAGAAAUUGUGAAUAAGUUAAGAAAUGGGAUCUUAUUCCCACGAUAUCAGCUAAUUGCUGGGGUUGGUUUUGAUUCAAGGUUGAAAGAUGCGGAUGUGGAUCAAAUGCUCAAAAAUUUGGGCGUUAACACCCACAUACAACGUGAUAUAUUAUUGGCACUUAUUAGCUACAUAAACAACGAUGGACAAAUCCCUCAAGAUUACUGUAUGAAAUUAAUACAGAGAAGUUAA
Babesia microti strain RI is the source of this 924-nucleotide messenger RNA. Its product is annotated as Putative transferase CAF17 mitochondrial. Gene Ontology annotation, molecular function: protein binding. The coding region runs from base 1 to 924 and encodes 307 amino acids. The record is from RefSeq and is a predicted model, not a curated record. The transcript has 3 exons. NCBI's taxonomy places the organism in Eukaryota, Apicomplexa, Aconoidasida, Piroplasmida, Babesiidae. Gene Ontology annotation, cellular component: mitochondrial matrix.